Messenger RNA from Paralichthys olivaceus (Japanese flounder), 1818 nucleotides. RefSeq names its product mitogen-activated protein kinase kinase kinase 22 (gene map3k22). Gene Ontology annotation, biological process: protein phosphorylation. Gene Ontology annotation, molecular function: protein binding; protein kinase activity; ATP binding. The record is from RefSeq and is a predicted model, not a curated record. Lineage: Eukaryota; Metazoa; Chordata; Actinopteri; Pleuronectiformes; Paralichthyidae.
ACCAGCUCCUGUGUCAGUGUGAGAGGAGACGAGGCAGCGAGAGGAGGAAGAGGAAGAAGAAGAAACUUUCCUCUCAGACACAUCCACCGUUCGCAGUUUGUUCUCCCGAGAAAUAAACACGCAGCUGUGGAUUAAUUGCACCUCAUGGAGGAGACGCUUUGAUCCCUUGAUGUCAGGUUGUGUUUGUAAAUCCUGCGCUUCAGUUUCCGGAUAAACCAGCACAGUGUUGUUUGGGGAAGAUUUUUUUUUUUUUCUUCUUGCUCUGCAUCUGCUGGGAUUUUUUUCCUCUUUCUGCCUGUUUCCUCUGUGACAAACAAACAUUGCAGCCACAACAACAUGGAGUCACACAGAUAACAAGGGUGAAAUCUUCGCUUGCAGAGAGAAGUUGAGCUCUGUGCUCGAGUUCAACAGGGCCACUUCCUGAUGAUGACAGUAAACAUGGAUGACGGUCUCCAAAAUGGACCCGGACAACACAGGAACUCACAAGAUGAUGAAGAGGCGUUAAACUCCAUCAUGAAGGACCUGGCAGCCCUGGGCCGCUGCUACACCCAGCACAACAAGCCCAAGAACAGAACCUUACUCUACAAACAGGAUUUAAGAGUCAAGCUGGAGCAUGAGAGAGAAAAACGAAUCAUCCCUUUCCAGAGGCCGCUGAAGAUCAAGGAGCUGCUGCAGAAAGUGACAGAGGCCUUUGGCCAGCAGAUGGACAUGUUCUUCAUGGAAAAAGAGUUGCUGCUGCCCCUGAAGACCCAGGAAGAUCUGGAUCAGGCAGUGCUGUCGUUGAGCUUCAGCGCAGGGAUCAACGGGCUGCUCAGAAUACUGCUCAAGACUCCCAAGAACAACCAUUACCUACAAGUGAACAGCAGGGACAACCAGAGUGAGAUGAGAUCAUCACGGUCGCUGGGAGAUUUGAAGGGCUCCCUGCUCAAGGGGUCGGAGAGGGUGCGCAAACACUCGACGGGCUCCCUCCACACAGGUCGGACGUCCCCGCCACCGGGCAGCGUCCCCGAGGAGCAGCAGCAGAUCGCCCGCCAGGGCUCUUACACCAGCAUCCACAGUGAAGGGGAGUUCAUCCCCGAGACCCUGGACCAGAAUAUGCUGGAUCCCUUUGGGAGCACAGACAAUACACUGUCAAACAGCUGUCAAUCAAUAGACCAGGCACUGGACAGCCCUCCUUUCUCACAGAACAACCGUGACAAUAAUUACCUAAACCUCAACUACGAAUACAAAGGUCGCCACGGGAAAGGGGGGACUUUCCCUCGCCAGUUCCAGUUGCCAAAUCGCAGCAAGGAUUACGGAGACCGUCGCAGGACGCUUCCCCGGAGCUUCAUGCCACAAGAGAACCUGUUUCAGCUGGUUCCCUCCAGUCGCACACGCAGUUAUAAUGGAGACAGUACGCUGCAGUACAGCGACCUGCGCUCGCUGGGCCGCACCUCUGACAAGAGCUGCCAGAUUGGUACGGCCAAGUCACCACGGGCACCAGUCAACUGGCGACAAGGUAAGCUGCUGGGCCGCGGGGCGUUCGGGGAGGUCUACCUCUGCUAUGACGCCGACGCGGGACACGAGCUCGCCGCCAAGCAGGUGCCGUUUGAUCCGGACUGUCAAGAAACCAGCAAGGAGGUGAAUGCUCUGGAGUGUGAGAUUCAGCUGCUGAAGAAUCUGCGUCAUGAGCGGAUUGUUCAGUACUACGGUUGUCUUCGGGACCUGGAGCAGAAAAAACUCACCAUAUUUGUUGAGUUUAUGCCUGGGGUGCGUAUUCUGCAUUUGAAUAUAUUAAAGUCACAUAGUCGUGCUGAAAGUUGGAUGGAGCUGCAAUAA